AUGGCGCAGUCGCAGGCAAGAGACGGCGCGGGAGUCUUCAACCCUCCAUCUCCUCAUUCCUCCAAUGGGGCGGUAGAGUCUUGCAAGCACGAUGGAACUCCAGACACACGCCUCACUGCUUUUUCUCCUGAAGAGAGCUCGACAAGAUCGGCAAAACUAAUGGCCACUAUCGCAUCAGGCUCAUCUGAUGGCGGAUCAACCAACUACUCGACGAAUCAAGCUGUGCCAUACCGGAGUGACCAGUCCCCGGUUGAAAGGGAUCCAUUCGUGUCAACUGAUACACCCGCAAGGAAACAAGAACAGAAGCUGUCUGCCACCGCAUCCGCUUUUCGCCCAUACGGUUCACCACUCAUCGCCCAGGGAUCAGGUGAUGCGGCCUCGGAGUUUUCGCCAGGCAAGGCAUCAUCCAUCCAGCAGACAAUCCCGUCAAUACCCACAACGUUGAGCACUGAAGGACUUCUUUCUCGAUGCAUUGUUGUAUCAUCCUCGUCGCAACUCGUUGGUCAGAACGACCUUGAGCUUUUGCUUUCGAAAUUGGGUCAACUUGGUUCUCCAUGCCAAGGAACAAGGCGUAUCAUCGUCAAGGGUCCUGCGGCAUAUGUUCGAUUCUCGAACAUCAGGGACUCAUGCAUGGUUCACCGCAAUAUUCUACUCGGAGGACCUUCUUGGGUAGCUGGGUUUGUGCCACCUGUUGAGUUUGUCCAGCUCACUGGAGCCAGCGAUAAUCUGACAACAAAUUACGAGGCCCAGCUUGAUGUCUUGGCCGUUGGCCGAACGGACUGUGAACAACAAGUAGAGUCUCUGGUUGCUGGACUUCUUUGUUCAGAGGGAGACGUUUUCGCACUCCAGAAGACUCCUAGCCCUGAGCGCUGUGUCUACAAAGCUGUACUUGAGUAUGCUGACACGGCUGUGGCUUUUGGCGUUAUUUCCAAGUACAACGGUAUCACUGUCAAUGACAUUGCCAUUACCACCUCAUUCCACCAGAGUGAAGGGCUCAGCCUUGGCCCGGAAAUCCUUGGUGGUAUGGCUACGCCGAUCUCAACUCCAGUGGCAACCCCCGUCAGAUCGUCAACUUUUCAGGGGUACGAGCAAGAUAUCUUCUCGGGACUCUCUAUGACCAAGAUGCAGCAGUCGGCUGUUCCCCUCAAUACUCCUGGAUAUCCAUCUACCCCGCGAGUUAAUCUGCCACUUAGCCCACAAUAUCCCCUCUACCGACCCAUGGUCUUCCAGCACUUCUCUGUGCCCACCACAUACACACUGAACAGAAUUCCCGCCCAGAGCCCUCCCUCAUCGAGCAUACAGGGUUACCCAUGUGUCACGCCAAUCUAUUCAAGUCCACAGAGCCCGGUGGUCCUAUCUCCACAGCAAGACUUCACGUCUCCCAGGCAGCUUCAAGGCUUCAGCCGGCCAGAUAACCGCCGCCAGAAUGCGACACGCGUACAUCGCUCUUCGUACUACAACGUUGCCGGGCACCAUAAUCAUGUAGAUGUCAACCGCAUCAGAGAAGGCACUGAUGUCCGCACAACUAUUAUGCUGCGAAAUAUUCCCAACAAGGUUGAUCAGGCGAUGCUGAAGCGUAUCGUUGACGAAUCAAGCUGGGGCAAGUACGACUUUAUGUACUUGAGAAUCGACUUUGCCAACGACUGUAAUGUUGGCUACGCAUUCAUCAACUUUGUGGAUCCACUUGACAUCAUUGACUUUGUCAACGCGCGUGGAAACCAGCGCUGGAACUGUUUCAAGAGCGACAAGGUCGCCGAGAUAUCUUACGCAACGAUUCAGGGCAAAGACUGCUUGGUGCAGAAGUUCCGCAACAGCUCGGUCAUGCUGGAAGCUGCUCAUUAUCGUCCUAAGCUCUUCUUCACCUCCAAUGGCCCAAUGCCUGAGCUAGCAGGGCAAGAGGAACCAUUCCCCGACCCUGACAACCAGUCAAAGAUGAAGAGAAGCUGUGAGAAUGCAGAGCACGUCGGACUCUUCACCCCCAAUGCCGGCCAGCACUUCCGUGAUGAGCAACGUCGUCGCCGCUCUCAGUACGAUCGUGGAACUAGACUGGCAGCCCUUGAAGAAUACGACUACGAGACCGCAAUCCAGCACCUUUAUGUCGGACAGUAAACUAAAGCCAAAACCAAUGCUCCCAACACUCUUUCAAGCCGACUUGAGAUCAACCCCGAAAGUAUCAUUACCGGCACAAACACAUUGAG
This is a messenger RNA of Pyricularia oryzae 70-15, 2198 nucleotides long. RefSeq lists its product as uncharacterized. Gene Ontology annotation, molecular function: RNA binding. The transcript is spliced from 11 exons. Lineage: Eukaryota; Fungi; Ascomycota; Sordariomycetes; Magnaporthales; Pyriculariaceae. Bases 1 to 2109 code for a protein of 702 amino acids. The record is from RefSeq and is a predicted model, not a curated record.